CUUUUUUCUUUUCAAUAAAAAGAAAAAAAUGAUUAUUGGUUAUAUCCAUUUUAAAAAUAAUACUAAUAUAUAGCUUUCCCAAGGACGGCAAAUUGAACAUUAUUUGCAUUUUUCAAAGAUGUCAUGAAUUGCCACCAAACAAGCUUGUGGCAACUUAGCAAUCAACAUCAUAUGACACCACCAAGAACAAUGAAAGACUCUCUAUGAUUCAUAGUGGAGAUACCAAUAAAGAACAUUGGAAUAUUGGAACACUAUGCAUGCAUGUCGUCACCUUUCUGAAACUAUUAACAUUGGCCUGCAGUACUUGGACGGCAUAUAUAUACAAGUAAAAUUCAAAUACUUGGUAUUGAGCAUAGUGUUCAAUGUUUGUGUAGUGACAUUGGAAACAUUUCAUUGAUCAAAUUCACAAUGAUGACAAUAAUGGGGGUCAUCAAUUUGGUUAUCUUCUUGAUCGUUUCAUUGUUUGUAGUAUCAAUUGUGGUGUUGAUGUAUGUUACACGUUCUCCUAAGGAAAUGAAAGGCAUCCCAGGAAACCUUGGAUGGCCAAUUUUGGGUGAGACUCUCUCAUUCAUCUCUGACUUUUCAAGUCCAUCUGGUAUCUUUAGCUUCAUGCACAACAGACAACAAAGAUAUGGAAAGGUAUUCAAGAGCUUUGUACUGGGGAGGUUCACAGUGUUCAUGACAGGGAGAGAAGCAAGCAAGAUAUUACUAACUGGCAAGGAUGGGAUCGUGAGCUUGAACUUGUUCUACACUGGCCAACAAGUUCUUGGCCCCACUAGCUUGUUGCAAACCAAUGGAGAACCACACAAAAGGCUAAGGAGGCUUAUUGCUGAACCUUUGUCAAUUGAUGGCCUUAAAAAAUAUUUCCAUUUCAUCAAUACUCAAGCAAUGCAAACCUUGGAUCAUUGGCAAGGAAGAAAAGUCCUUGUUCUUGAAGAAGCUUCCACAUUUACUCUGAAAGUGAUUGGACAUAUGAUCAUGAGCUUAGAGCCAACAAGUGAGGAGCAAGAGAAGUUUCGGUCGAAUUUCAAGAUUAUCUCUUCUUCAUUUUCCUCCAUGCCUAUCAAGCUUCCAGGAACUGCUUUCCAUCGCGGUAUCAAGGCUCGAGAUAGGAUGUAUGAGAUGUUGGAUUCUAUAAUUGCGAGGCGAAGAAGUGGCCAGGAGUUUCAGCAAGAUUUCUUGGAGUCCUUGAUCAUGAAGCAUAGCAAAGGAGGAGCAGAAGGAGAAGAUGAUGAGAACAAACUCACUGACAAACAGUUGAAGGACAAUGUACUAACAUUGUUGGUUGCAGGACAUGAUACCACAACUGCUGCUCUAACAUGGCUCAUCAAAUUUCUUGAAGAAAAUCCUCAUGUCCUUGAACAACUCAGGGAGGAACAUAGAGGAAUCAUUGCAAAUAGAAAGAGUGGAACAGAUCUUACAUGGUCUGAAGUUAAUAACAUGCCUUACACAGCCAAAGUGAUCAGCGAAACCCUUCGACGAGCAACAAUAUUGCCUUGGUAUUCAAGAAAAGCAUCCCAGGAUUUUGAAGUUGAUGGAUAUAAAAUUAAGAAAGGUUGGUCAGUUAAUCUUGAUGUUGUUUCUAUACACCAUGACCCUGAAGUGUUUCCAGAUCCUCAAAACUUUGACCCCUCAAGAUUUGAUGAUCCCUUAAGGCCUUUCAGCUUUCUUGGAUUUGGUAGUGGACCACGUAUGUGUCCUGGAAUGAACCUUGCCAAGAUUGAAAUCUGUGUCUUCAUCCACCACCUUGUUACCAGAUACAAGUGGAAGCCUCUAGAUAGAGAUAAUUCAGUUCAACCAACACUUGUGAGGAUGCCAAAGAACAAGUAUCCUGUGUUGGUGGAGCCACUGUAAAAAACUAUUCCUCUUAGUAUCCAGAAAGCAAACGAUUGAAGCUUACACAGCAAAGGAAAAUCAGGAACAACUAGAGUUGUCUAUGGAGCAAGAUAACCAAUCACAAGAUUCAACUAUUCUCUAAGGAUUAGUGCAUUCUCUUUCAUUCUUUAUCAGUUUCAAAGAAAUGGACCAAUCCUUAGAGAAAUAGCUGCAUUGUGUAUAUAAUUAUAUUUAGCAGUAUGUAACAGAUGAUAGCUAAUAAAGAAAGUAACAAUAAAAUAGUGCACUUCAACUUA
This is a messenger RNA of Arachis duranensis, 2132 nucleotides long. RefSeq names its product abscisic acid 8'-hydroxylase 3. Lineage: Eukaryota; Viridiplantae; Streptophyta; Magnoliopsida; Fabales; Fabaceae. Gene Ontology annotation, biological process: multicellular organism development; brassinosteroid homeostasis; brassinosteroid biosynthetic process. The record is from RefSeq and is a predicted model, not a curated record. Gene Ontology annotation, molecular function: iron ion binding; monooxygenase activity; oxidoreductase activity, acting on paired donors, with incorporation or reduction of molecular oxygen. The transcript is spliced from 9 exons. The coding region runs from base 409 to 1854 and encodes 481 amino acids.